Messenger RNA from Phycodurus eques (leafy seadragon), 369 nucleotides. RefSeq names its product agouti-signaling protein-like. Gene Ontology annotation, biological process: hormone-mediated signaling pathway. Gene Ontology annotation, molecular function: signaling receptor binding. Gene Ontology annotation, cellular component: extracellular region. Bases 1 to 369 code for a protein of 122 amino acids. The record is from RefSeq and is a predicted model, not a curated record. The transcript is spliced from 3 exons. NCBI's taxonomy places the organism in Eukaryota, Metazoa, Chordata, Actinopteri, Syngnathiformes, Syngnathidae.
AUGAGAAAAAUGGGGCUGAAAGAGAAAUACCUAUGUUUGUUGCUGCUUGUUGUCCCACUGUGCUGCAUUGUGGACGGCAAGAAAAAUACGAGGAAUCGGAACAUUGAUGCAGUGAAGACCAAACGACUAUUUGCAAGACAAAAGACCUCAAUGCCAAUGGAGAGUCCCAGUCCUAAAUGCAAGUCAGUGAUCAUAGCGCCAGUUCGUCGCUGCGGCCUCCCGAGAGAGAGCUGCUCCUCCUCCUGUGAGCCGUGCUGCGGCCCCUGCUCCUUCUGCCGUUGUCGAUUCUUCAAUGCCAUCUGCCACUGCUGGAAGAUGAAGCCUCCGUGCUUGAUGAGGAGGAAGAUUCCAUGCAAGCACGGGCGUUAA